Molecule: messenger RNA, 1003 nt
Organism: Wasmannia auropunctata (little fire ant)
Lineage: Eukaryota; Metazoa; Arthropoda; Insecta; Hymenoptera; Formicidae
Product: pyruvate kinase-like
Exons: 2
Biological process (GO): glycolytic process
Cellular component (GO): cytoplasm
Molecular function (GO): magnesium ion binding; pyruvate kinase activity; potassium ion binding
Source: RefSeq, a predicted model, not a curated record
UCUUUGACAAUAAAAGAUAUUUUAAUAAUUCUUUGUAAAAAAAAUUAUAAAGAAUGUUAUUUAUCUUAUUUUUUAGGUCCUAAUUUAAUCUCUACGACCGUUGAAAAUGGUGGUAUGUUGGGUUCCCGCAAAGGUGUGAAUUUGCCGGGAGUGCCGGUGGAUCUUCCGGCAGUGUCGGAAAAAGAUAAAUCUGAUCUUCAGUUUGGUGUUGAACAAGAAGUCGACAUGAUAUUCGCGUCCUUCAUUAGAAAUGCUGCUGCAUUAACUGAGAUCCGCGACAUUCUCGGUGAGAAGGGUAAAAAUAUCAAAAUCAUAUCCAAGAUCGAGAAUCAACAGGGCAUGACGAAUCUUGAUGAGAUUAUCGAUGCAUCCGAUGGUAUCAUGGUAGCGCGUGGUGAUUUGGGAAUAGAAAUACCACCGCAGAAGGUGUUCCUAGCACAAAAGUCUAUGAUCAGCAGAUGCAACAAAGUUGGCAAGCCAGUAAUUUGUGCCACGCAAAUGCUGGAGUCCAUGGUGAAGAAACCACGUGCUACAAGAGCCGAAACUUCAGACGUUGCUAAUGCCAUUCUCGAUGGUGCUGACUGUGUUAUGUUGUCAGGUGAAACGGCAAAGGGAGAUUAUCCUUUGGAAUGUGUUCGCACAAUGGCCAAUAUUUGUAAGGAAGCAGAAGCUGCGAUUUGGCAAACUCAAAUCUUCCAUGAUCUGUCGAGCAAAGCUAUGCCGCCUAUUGAUGCUACACAUGCUGUUGCCAUUGCUUCUGUCGAAGCAUCCGUUAAAUGCUUGGCUAGUGCUAUUAUUGUUAUUACGACAUCUGGUCGAUCUGCACAUCUAAUUGCAAAAUAUAGACCACGUUGUCCCAUUAUUGCAGUUACUAGAUUCCAUCAAGUUGCUCGACAAGCGCAUUUGUAUCGUGGAAUAUUACCAUUGUACUAUGAAGGUAUGACAUCGAUAAAUAAUUAUUUUAUGUUUAUCUUACUAGUUUAUGGCAACUGAAAUGUAUGCU